Molecule: messenger RNA, 1391 nt
Organism: Cylicocyclus nassatus
Lineage: Eukaryota; Metazoa; Nematoda; Chromadorea; Rhabditida; Strongylidae
Source: the annotation of a GenBank genome assembly
UUAGACCAAAAUGCAUAAUCUCAUAGUUCCUGAGCCAUUCUCGGAUGAUAUCCUGGAAAAAGCAAAGAAAAUGAGAUCUACUCUACCUCUCCCAGCAUGCCUCGAUUCGCCUUUCUUUCUAGCUCGAUUUCUAAAAGGUCAUGGUGGCGACGAAAAAAUUGCCAGACAACGGGUUGAAGAAUAUCUUACCCACAGACAGACCUUGGGCUACGCAGAUCUGUCUGAUAUGGAGAUUCUCACAGAGUUUCCCAUUGGAAGGGAAACAUACAAGCGGUUCUGCAUAUCUCAAGUAGCACAUUCUAUUCGCUCCGGUGAUGUGCAUGUUUUCAUACAGAAAAUGGAAGGAACUGAUUUGAAAGAGAUAAUGAAAGCUAUCCCCUUGUCAAACGUGCUACAUUCCUAUUUCAUGCUGCAAGAGAUGUUUGGCAGAGCUGUAACUGAAACCGAACGAAAAACUGGCAAACCCUCUUCGGUGGUGACAAUAUUGGAUUUGAAAGGACUGAACUUGGCCGAGUUCCUUAACCCGCUCUCAGCUCCGGUGCAGUUGGCUCGCCUUGUAGUAAAGAUCUGGUCGGAAUACUUCAGUGAGAAUAUGUGCAAAUUACUCCUUAUAAAUCCUCCUGGAAUAGUUUCACUUAUGUUCAAGAUCUCAAAAUUCAUCAUGGAUUCACGAACAGCCAGCAAGUUAGCAAUCCUCAACGAUCUCUCAGAACUCCACGAAUACCUCGAACCACAGGCAAUUUCCAUAGAAUACGGAGGGACUUGGCGAGAUGAUUCGGGCUAUGCUCAACCUCCCGAAGGUUGCACAAGACCUCUUCAGCCCGUACUGAGCUGCGAGCACCGAGGAGCUGAUGAUAUCUGGACCGACAAUGGUAUACUAAAACCACCUUCCAGCAGGACUUACAAUAUCAAAAGUCAUCAAGAAUGUGAAAUUGUGAAAAAGUGUGGUCAACCCGGAGUUUUGAUAUGGAAUUACACCAUCGGAGGUGACGUCGAAUUUGAAAUAGUACGGCGAGAAUCUGGAAAGGAAAGUCAAGUUUGGCCAAAGGUUACAUUGACAAGUUUGAAGAUUCCAGAAUGUGGGAGCGUUGCUGCAUAUCCUGGAGAGUAUGUAAUUCGAAUAAGAAAUCCUUCAAACACAUGGUUCCCAGUGAAAAUAACGGGAGCAGCAGAUUUUAAAGCAGAGUGAUUAUCUGUAAUAUGACUUUUUUGUAUGUCUUGUUCAAUCUAAAUUUACUUCAAUCAAAAAUCUGUUUCGAGAGAGAUUCUUCAAUCCUUCGAUUCUCUUGUAUAUAUGAUUCAAGGAUAUUAUCUCAUUUGGUGGUAUGAGAGAUUUAACGUUGUGAUAAGCUAGCUCUAUUCGGAUCAAUGUUAUGUAAAAAUUGCUUGUG